This is a messenger RNA of Nakaseomyces glabratus, 1500 nucleotides long. RefSeq names its product Afg1p (gene AFG1). The record is from RefSeq and is a predicted model, not a curated record. Gene Ontology annotation, cellular component: mitochondrion; cytoplasm. Gene Ontology annotation, biological process: protein quality control for misfolded or incompletely synthesized proteins. Lineage: Eukaryota; Fungi; Ascomycota; Saccharomycetes; Saccharomycetales; Saccharomycetaceae. Gene Ontology annotation, molecular function: ATP binding; ATP hydrolysis activity.
AUGCUGGUAGCUAAUGUGCGUGCUUUGCGGUGUUUAAGACCGCAAUACAACCGGAUAACAACGCUGCUGUACAGGUUUAAUCAUACGGAGGCGGUGUCAAUACCGCUCAAAGAGUAUAAGCGGUUAGUGAAGAUCGGCACACUCCGAGACGAUGAGUAUCAGAAAGGCAUAAUUAGCUCACUGGGCCACCUAUAUGAUUCUCUAGUUAACUAUAAACCGCCCGAAGUAAAAACUCCUAGUGCUUUGGAUCAGCUGAGUCUCAUGAACUCACUGAAAUCUAAACUCGGAUUCUUUGGUAAGGGCUCCUCCCAGGAUGUUUCUAAGAUACCAAAGGGUAUAUAUCUAUAUGGUGAUGUUGGAUGUGGUAAAACAAUGCUCAUGGAUCUAUUCUACAGUGUGCUGCCACCACACUUGACCAAGAGAAGAAUUCAUUUCCAUCAGUUCAUGCAAUAUGUUCAUAAAAGAUCUCAUGAAAUUAUUAAAGAACAAAACCUUGAUGCCUUAGGGAAGGCAAAGGGGCGCGAUCUCGACAGUAUACCAUUUCUAGCAGCGGAAAUUGCACAAACAUCUCAUGUUCUAUGUUUUGAUGAGUUUCAGGUGGCUGAUGUUGCUGAUGCAAUGAUAUUGAGAAGGCUGUUAACAGCAUUACUCUCCCCAGAAUACGGUGUUGUUCUCUUCGCUACUUCUAACAGGCCUCCUGAUGAUCUUUAUAUUAAUGGUGUUCAGAGAAAAUCAUUCAUACCAUGUAUUGAAUUGAUUAAAGAGAGGACAGAAGUGAUAUUCUUGGAUUCACCAAUUGACUAUCGUAAGAUCCCCAGACCUAUCUCUAACGUCUAUUGCUACCCUAAACACGAUGAAGAAUACUUUAGCCAUGAAUUUGAAGUUAUAAGAAAGACCCAUAUCCAAGAGUGGUACAGCUACUUUGCACAAGACUCGGACUCAAAAAAUCCUGAUGGCACCAACUUACACGGUCAACAAACUUUCAAUGACUACAAAUUGUCCAUUUGGGGUAGAGAAUUGAAUGUUCCAAAAUGUACACCCCCCAAAGUUGCACAAUUCACUUUCAAAGAGCUUUGUGGACAACCACUUGCUGCAGGUGACUAUUUGACUUUAGCAAGCAACUUCAGAUCCUUCAUUAUUACCGACAUUCCAUAUCUGACUAUUUUCGUUCGUGAUGAAAUAAGGCGUUUUAUUACAUUCUUGGAUGCUGUAUAUGACAAUGGUGGGAAGAUAGCAACUACCGGGGCAGCUGAUUUUACCUCCUUGUUUGUCGAGCCAGAUCAACUUAUUAAUGAUUAUAAGUUAAAGGAGCAAAAGAAACAAGAUGGGUUUGAAGAACAGGCUAUUGAGAAUGAUGAACUUGUGGAAAAGCAUGGCUUUUCUAAGGAGAUUGCACAGAAAUCAAAGAUAUUUGCUCUAGAUGAAGAGAGAUUUGCUUUUGCUAGAGCGCUAAGUAGAUUAUCUCACAUGAGUUCAUCUGACUGGGUAUCUAAACCAUGA